Rosa rugosa (rugosa rose) is the source of this 1781-nucleotide messenger RNA. RefSeq lists its product as uncharacterized. Lineage: Eukaryota; Viridiplantae; Streptophyta; Magnoliopsida; Rosales; Rosaceae. The record is from RefSeq and is a predicted model, not a curated record. Bases 24 to 1154 code for a protein of 376 amino acids. The transcript has 7 exons.
ACCACUCGAAUGUAACCUUAGAAAUGCAGCGUCUCAAACUCCACCACAUGCUCUCUCCUCCAUUGUGCUCCUCCCAAGCUCCUUUGUUAUCAUCAUGCCUCAGAACCAAGUCUCUUUCCUCUUCUUGUAUGCAACCCUCACCCUGGUCUGGUCUCGAAACCUGGAGGAAUAGCCCCCUCAAUGAGAACCGUUGCUGGGGACCCAAGGGCCCCCAAACGAUUGACAACGCCGACACUCCAAUGGUGUCGUCUGCUUCCUCUCUUGCAGAGCUUGGUGCUCUCGUUCUCUCCACCAGUGACCCCCUCGCCAAGUCCAACCUUUCCCACAUCGCUUACUCCACGUGGCGCCAACACAACGUUCCACUUGGUGCAUGCCAACCUCCUCCUCGUCCUGCCCGCCCUCUGAAACCCCAACUGGUUCAUCCGAAAGAAAUUCCUGCUCCCAAGAACUCGGGUUUGCCUCUCAAUGCGUAUAUGCUUCAUAAUCUUGCGCAUGUUGAGCUCAAUGCGAUUGAUUUAGCAUGGGAUACUGUUGUCCGUUUCUCUCCUUUUAGUGAGAUUCUAGGGGAAGGGUUUUUCGCUGACUUUGCUCACGUUGCCGACGAUGAGAGUCGCCAUUUUGCUUGGUGUUCUCAGAGGCUUGCCGAACUUGGUUUCAAGUAUGGAGAUAUGCCUGCUCAUAAUCUGCUCUGGAGGGAGUGUGAGAAAUCAUCUGACAAUGUUGCUGCACGUUUGGCUGUCAUACCACUGGUCCAGGAGGCCAGAGGACUAGAUGCUGGACCACGACUUGUGCAAAAAUUGGUUGGCUUCGGAGAUCUCAGGACAUCUGAAAUCGUAGCUAGAAUUGCUAAUGAAGAAGUGGCACAUGUAGCUGUUGGUGUCCACUGGUUUGUCAGUGUCUGUCAGAAAUUAGGUUGCGCACCGUCUUCUGCAUUUAAAGACUUGUUAGAGGAUUAUAACGUUGAGUUGAAAGGGCCCUUCAAUUAUUCAGCUCGUGAUGAAGCUGGCAUUCCUCGUGAUUGGUAUGAUUUAUCUACAAAUAACAAGGACAAGAACAAGAAAAGGGCUAACAGUGAGAAGCUUUCUGAGGUGUAUGAGAGGCUUGCUUCCAUAAUUUCCAUGGAGAGUGAGAACUCGAGUUUGAACAGGCCUUAGUAGUUUUGCAUCAACAAUUGUUUUCUUCCUAAGCAUAUGAGAUGGUAUGAAGCUUAUCCUUCCUCUGAUUGCACACUUGAAACACAAUACAUGAAAGAAAUGCAAUGUCUAUUAUUCAUUAAAAGUCCACAGGCAGCUCUAUAAUCAAUCAAUCCCCGUUUGGAUCGGAGGCAAACGCCUACGAAAAGAUUGCUUGGAGUUGAGAAAGAUUUGCUUGGAUUUAUCCAUGGUUUGUUUACUCCUUCAUUACCACUCCUUACCUUUCUUGGUAAAGGGCCUUGGAGAGACGAAAGCAUCAUCACGCCAGAACUAGACUCGUGCUCAAUCAUACAGUGAUCUCUGCAGUUUUCUUCAAUUUCUUUCUUUUUCUUUUCCUUUUUGGUCAACAGUGAAAUUCAAGAAGAAAAGUUUUGAUUAGUCUAUCUUCACCACCAGUGACUUAAUGUAUAUUGUGCAUAUACAUAAACGAUUCUCGAAGUUCUCUCUUCUCGCUUUGGGAAGGCCAAUAAUGUCAUGAGGGAUCCUCUAUUUCUUUAGGAAGACUUCAAGCUGUAAAAUCUGGUGUGUAUCAGCUGUCAGUUGACUAUAAUAAUUGAUCUCAUGAAUGAGAGUUGGAUUGUUUGGGUA